Messenger RNA from Taeniopygia guttata (zebra finch), 7712 nucleotides. RefSeq names its product non-SMC condensin II complex subunit G2 (gene NCAPG2). Lineage: Eukaryota; Metazoa; Chordata; Aves; Passeriformes; Estrildidae. The record is from RefSeq and is a predicted model, not a curated record. Gene Ontology annotation, biological process: mitotic sister chromatid segregation. Gene Ontology annotation, cellular component: condensin complex; nucleus.
GCGGCUCCCGGGGCCGGUGUCUCCUCCGGCGGUGCUGCCGUGCGCCGCGGGCUCUCCUACGCGCGUGUCCGCCGGCUGCGUUCCGCUCCGCUGAGGCGUCCCGCGGGUCCGUGAGGGUUCGGCCGCUCUGAGGGAAGCCCAGUAGGGAAGACCAAUUCCAGGAUGAAACGCGAAGCAUUUUUGCAAGUUGUGUCUAAAGAGUCAAUUGAAGACUUCCUGCGCUACACUCAGAAUCCUAAAAACAAAUUUGAUCAUUUUGACUUGAAUGAGCUACUUCAAGAAUUGCCAAGAAAGCAAAAAGAAGUGCUAUGGCAGAGGUUGACACAGCUAUUGACAGAGAGCUUGAUGGAGAACCCUGUGGAAACAUGGCACAGGACUGGAGAUGGUAACAGUGAUGAUGACAUGGAAGUUGAGAUAGUUCCAGAAAUGAAACAGACUGUAGCAGUGAUCCAAGGAGUGGCAGCUGUCGUUACUGCUUCCAUACCUGCAGUGGAUGAAAAUAUAAACUACAAAGCUCUUGUAGAAUGUGUUUUUAUACUAAAUGGUAUUCUUCCUGCAUUAUCUGCAUCUGAAAAAAUCCUACAGGAUGCCAUCCAACGUGUGUGUGAAAUGUGGUGGGAGAAGGGACUGGAGGGGAAGGAGCAGCUGGGGAAGACUCUGUUUGUCAUUCUGCUGAGAAAAAGCCUCAAUAAAGUUGCUACGGGUGCAGAUAUAGUUCGUGUAUGGAAUCUACAUCAGGCAUUACUUUGUUUUGAUUAUGAUUCAGAUGAGAGUAAUGAAGUCAAGGACUUGUUGCUUCAGUGUUUUAUGAGUGUAAAACACAUUAAGAAAGAAGAGGGAAGAAGAUUCUUAAGUUUUUUGUUUACCUGGAAUGUAAACUUCAUUAAAAUGAUACAUGGGACUGUUAAAAACCAAUUACAAUUCUUUCCAAGAGCCUUGAUGGAAUACAUUGCAGAAGUUUACUUCAGGGCCUGGAAGAAGGUGUCAGUAGAAUUCAUAGAGGGUAUUGAAUACAACUGCAUUCAGGAUUUCAUGCAUCAUGGAAUUCAUCUUCCCAGAAGUUCUCCUGUUCAUUCGAAAGUUAGAGAGAUGCUGAGUUAUUUUCAUAAACAAAGUAAAGUCCGUCAAGGAGUUGAAGAAAUGCUCUAUAGAUUGUAUCAGCCCAUCCUCUGGAGAGCACUGAAGGCCAGAAACUCAGAAGUUCGAGCAAAUGCAGCAUUUUUGUUUGUUGAUGCUUUUCCUGUUCGUGAUCCCAGUUUUACUGCUGACGAGAUGGACAUUGAAAUUCAGAAACAGUUUGAAGAACUUUUUAAUCUCUUAGAAGAUCCUCAUCCAGUUGUCCGCUCUACAGGGAUACUUGGAGUUACUCAGAUCAUAUCCAAAUACUGGGAGAUGAUUCCUCCAACAGUUCUUGCUGAUCUUUUAAAAAAGAUAACAGGAGAUCUGGCAUGUGAUAUAACAUCUGCUGAUGUUCGAUGCUCUGUUUUUAAAUGCCUACCAAUAAUUUUGGACAACAAACUAAGUCACCCACUCUUGGAACAGCUCCUGCCUGCAACCAAACACAGUCUUCAUGACAGUUCUGAGAAGGUUCGAGUGGCUUUUGUGGAUAUGCUGCUCAAAGUGAAGGCUACCAAGGCUGCUAAGUUCUGGAAUAUCUCUCCCAUGGAGCAUCUCCUGUCUCGCCUUGAAUCUGACUCUCGGCCGGUGUCGCGGCGCAUUGUGAACCUCCUGCUGAACUCCUUCUUCCCCAGUGCCCAGCCCGAGGAUGUGUGGUGUGAGCGCUGUGUCACUCUGAUCCAGAUGAAUCCAGCAGCAGCCAGGAAGUUCUAUCAAUAUGCCUAUGAAUUCACUGCCCCCACCAAUAUAGCUAAAUUGAUGCUCACUAUUCGGCGCUGCUUGAAUGCCUGCAUCCAGAAAGCAAGGAAAGAGAGUCCUAAUGAUAGCGGGGAUGAUGAUGAUGAUGAUGAUGAUGAAGAUGGAAAUGAAAAGGAGAACACCAGUGUGCUGGAUAAUGUGUUGUCAGUAAAUGAUGUGGCCAGCAUGGCAAGUUUGUUGGAGAUCACUGUAAUACUCUGGAGAAGCAUCCGCAAAGCACUAGAUCACAAUGAAGAUGCCAAGGAUUAUGCUAUCAGGAAGUUUGCUUCUGUACUUCCUGAAUAUUUUAAAGUAUUUCAGGAUGAGCGGUGCAUUGCUCCCUUGAUUAUUCUGGCAUCCUUUAUGCCCCCUGGUGCUAUUCCUACAUUCAGCUGUAGUGUGGUUUCCAGACUCAGAAAUAUUGACAGUGGAGCUGACCAAAGCAAAUAUUCUAUGCUGAUCGACUGCCUGUGCCACUGGGGUCAAGUGGGGCACAUUAUGGAAUUAGCCUGCGAUUGGCUGUCUGACUCACUCACCCCAACAAAGAAUACUAAAACAUCUGGGCGUCGAGUUCGUAUCCAUGUAACACAUGAAUCAAAGCCAGACUUGGCAAUUGAUUACAUUGAGUAUUUAUUGACCAAUCCUGUCAAUUGUGGUUUCCUCCUUUCUGUUCCUAAAAAUAGACUGAAGAAGCUUUUGAAAAUCCUCGGUACUGCAAAGAGGGUUCUCUGCUCAAUUCUGAAGGGAACAGAUUCUGGUGGCUGGAAUCAAGCAACCAGCCUAAGAGCCUUCAGCCUCUUUUGCAGAUUGACUAUUCAUCUUCAGCAGAAGUUUUCUGAAGAAGGAAAGGAUCACCUUUCACUUCUGAAGGAGACAGGUGCUUGGAUAAGAAGUGAAGUUGUACCUUUUAUACUAGCAAGUGGUCAAGAGGAUGGUAUUGCAAAACACAGCGAUGUUUCUGAAUUAAUUAUCCAGGUCUACCUGACAGUGUGUAAAGAUGUCAUAAUGGUGGGCCUGGGAAAUGUCACAUUUCAAGCACACCUUUUAGAAUUGGCCCUUCAGAUUAUGCAAACAGAGAGAGGUGGCUCUUGUGCUCCAGUGUUGCUGUGUACUCUAAAAGAAAUUAUUGAAGCUUCUUUAAAUCAGAAUACUGAGACAGAGGAAGUGACAAAUCUUUUCCACACUCUACAGAAUGUCUUUCAGAAAAUUUUAGAAUGUGUGGCACAUAGACUUAAGAAAGAACGGGAAGAAGGAAUUCAGUUAAUUCACUCUAUUCAGGUGCCUCUUGGAGAAUUCAUCCAUGCACUGCAGUGCUGGCAUUCCUCAUUCCCAGCAGUUCACGGGGGUAUACUCUCCACUCUCCUGGCUGCAAUAGUAGCAGAGAUAAAUUGUAUGCUACAGAAGGCUUCCAGUGAAAAAGACUUGAUUAUACCAAAGACUAUUUCAGAUCUUCCCCCUCUUUCAAGCAGUUUAAUGGCUGUCAUUAUGAAGUCAGUUAAUGUUGUCAGGUCAAUUUUAAAUGAAUUAAUGGAGUGCAUUCUCUCUAAAGAAAUUGAAGGGAUUUUUAGUCUAACUGCUGCUGUCUGCAUUGUGAUUAUAAUUAAAGGUAAGCACAAAACUUCACUUCUAAAGGAUAUUGCACCUGCCAUUCAAACGAAGCUAAUAAUAUGCAAGGAUACUGCCACAGGAGAAUCCAGCAGCACUGAAAGAUUCCUGUAUGAAUCAUCUCUGAAAAUUUUGGAUGAGUUUUUGAAUCCUUGACCACACAGAAGCUUUUGUCAUGAAAAUUAAGAGAAGAUGUAUUGCUUUGUAAAAAAGUUACCUUGUAAACUUCUGAAUUGCUUAAGAUUAUUUUCUGUUACUCUGUACAUUUAAAGUAAGCAAAUGUAUAAAAGUGUGUAUAGACAUUAUGUAAUAGUAAAGAAUUUUUAACAGCUACAAAGGGGUUGUUCUGUAUACAAAUAUCUUCUUGAGGGGAGUGCAAAAUCAGUAUUUUUGUAUCUUUGUUUUUGUAAAACAAAUAAUAAUUGUAUCAUAUAUACUCCUGAGACUGAAGUUGCAUGUAACCUCAGUUCCUGGGAGGACUAGAGCAUAUUUCUUAGAGGUUAUGGAAAUGAAUCUUAUUUUGAUAUAUGUGAGGGUCAAAAUGGUGAUUGAGCAUAGCCAUCAUGGCUUUACCAGGGGCAAACUCUGCCUAACUGAUCUGACUUCCCAGCCUUUUGUAGAAGAAGAGAGAGCACAGUGUGUCCUGUUUCCUAUCCUUGGCAAAGACUUUUACACAGUCUUGCACAGUAUCCUUACAGCCAAACUGGAGAGAGAUGAGAUGGAUGGAUAGGCUUGGAAGAGGAGUGGAAAACUGGCUGGACCAUCAGAGUGGAGGAAUAAUCUGCUAAGGAGUGAGAUUGGCAGCUGUGGCUGGGGCACUGCUGAGGGCAGGCCCUGCUGCCAGGGCAGGUUGGUGACAGGGUGAGCAGCAACCUCGAACUGAUGUCAGAUAACAGCAGCUGGGAGCCACAGCUGACACCGAGGGGCAUCUCCUGAUGUUCAGCAAAGACCUGGAGCUGAUGGGACAAAUCCUGCACCACCCACACAGGCACCUGCAUGAGAGCAGCUUCUUGCUGCCUGCACCUGCCUGCAGGAGAGUAAAGGAAAGACUUUCCCCAGAGAUGAAUGAAUGAGAAUGUGAGGCUGCAGAAACAACUUGAGCAAGAGAAUUUCUCAUUGGACAUGAAAAACAAUCAUUAUGAGAGGGAAAUGGAACUGGAAGAGGUUGCUCAGAAAGCCUGUGGAAUACCCAUCCUUGGAGAUGUGCAGAACUUGGCUGACAAGGAGGGAGGGCUAUGACCAUCCAUGGUGUUAUAGCUUUGGAUUUUACCCUACUGAGCUAGGGAUUGGACCAGAUUCUCCCCUGAGCUUCCUCAUAACUUGAACAUUCAGGUGAUUCAGUGCCCAGUAUGCUGGGGAGAAAUGUCUUAAUUAUUAAACAUAGGCUUGACCUGUGGGCCUGUGCCAAUGGCUAUUGAGUCUCCAGUGUUACUGAGUGGCACUGACACUGAAGUUAACCAAUCUGGCCAAAUUAAGACAGGCUCUUCAUUCUUGAUUAAGAUUUGUGCAAAGCUGUACCUCCCAUCUGUCUAAACAAGCAUCUACUCUGCUGGUUUUCUUUCUGUGGUAAGAGACUGUAAGGUUUUUUCAAUAUCUGCUGUCAGUGCAAACAUCAGACCCAUACCUGAGUUGAUAUAUAAAACUUCCUUACAGGAUAAAAGCUGUUUUACCUGGAAUGUUGAUAUUUAAAAGCAAACAGUUCUUAAUAAACUGUCAAGCUUUGCAACGGGAUUGUCAGUGUGUGCAUGGAUUCAUGAGUUCCAGAUUUACCUCAUCCACAACAUUGGCCUGACCAAAGGAACUAAUGCUGCCCCAGCAGGUAGCUGCAAAUCUGCCAACUGUUUAUCUAUCAGCGUCUUUAUAAAAACUGUGUUCUUUGGCCUUCAUUCUUCUACAUCUGUUAACAGGCAGGUGUUCCGGUAAUGACCUUUUAAAUCUUCUGAUUAUACAAAUUACUCAAUGAAUAUGUAAAUAAGUUUCUUUUUUUCUGCUUCUCAUUCUCUCAGUAUUUGCUCAUAUCAUUAGAUUAGAAAAUAAUCCAAAUUUACUGCCUUGUUUUUCCUCAGUGUAUAGCUUUGGUUUUUUCCUGGAAUUCACGGUACAGAUGCAAUAGCCCUGUCAGCUAGGAAGGAAAUAAAGGCCAUUCCAUCAACAUAAGAAAUGUGUGGAUUUCCUUUGAAGAACUCAGAGGUGAUACUGCUAGGUAGGGUAAAAUAUUUAAAGAUAAACCUUUGUCUUCCUGAUGGCUGGUACUCAAGUGAUUCUUAAGAGGGUUGAAAUAAUUUUGUGUUAGUCCUGUGUUAGCUGGUGAAUGUAUUUCAGCUCACUUUCUAGUCCAGCUCUACUAAACUGCUCUGCCAUGAAAAAUCAUUGGCUUUCUGCAAUACAAAUAAUGGUGGUGGCAUUCCUUGAGUCAUGGUCUGUCAGGGCUUUGUCCUUAAGCCUUUGUGGCAAAUUUCACAAGCAUAUUGGAGGAGUUCUAUGUUUCACUUGCUGUUCUCAUUGUAAACCCUAAUCUUGCAAAACUUUAAAUCUACAUUCUCCUUCUGUUUGGAAGAGACAAAUAAAUAGGACAUUUCUUAAGCUGUUAUCUUUUGUAAACCUGUAAAACAGACUUGUUUCAUCUUAUUAAUCAAAAGUGCUGUUGGGGAAGAAUUGUUGUUCUUUGGAUAUGUUUGAAAACUUCCCUUAAUCUUAGGGAUCUGUUCAUCUUUUUGAAGAAGUUGAACCUGACUUUGAUUAAUAAAAAAACCACUCCUUUGGGCACUGGCACUGGAAGGUGCUGGUGAUGAAGAGCUGCCCACAGAGGAAACGUUCUGGACACAAUUGUACCUGUGAGAGCCAUGUCAGGAGCUCUUCUCUUUGUGCAUAUGUAUUCAGGAUCAAUGAGACUGAAAAAAGUAAUAACUUAGAACUACUUUCAGUAAUCAACAUUGUUUGUAAGGACUAGGGUCCUUUUUGUAAUGACAAUGUUCAUUUGCUUUGUUGUCUGGAUGGGAAACAAAACCCUGUAUCUGCCACCUAUCACAGCUUCAACUUGUGAGCUAAGGAAAACCAGGAGAAAUUCUCAAGCUUCUUCCUUAGCAAAUAAAUGUCUUCAGGUAUGGAUACAAGCACACAAACCUUCAGAAUAGCCAGGGAAGUUUAAAAAAUUCCACCUUGCACCUGUUGUUUACUUCAUGAGAGCUGCAACUCACUUUAUAUUUAAACUCCCAUGUGCUGCUCUCAAGUGUUCUGAGGUCUUUUGACUUUCAGAAGGAAAUCAGACUAAUUUUGACCAAAUCUUUCACCUUACCUGAAGGAUCCUUAGUGACAGACCCUCCAUAAUGACUGUGAUGUGAAACCAUGACCCACAGCAGCGACCUUUCCAUAUUCUUUGCUGAUCUGCUCCAGUGUCUUGCAGACCAAGACCAUUGCAGCGUCCAGCUGUGCCUGUGCCAGGAGGCCCCGUUGUGGCAGCUGCCCAUGUCUGAGAGAAGAGCAUGGCUUAGUACUGGCACCCGGACAAGCAGCUGGCCAAGGGCAACUUUCAGGAACAGCUGCAGAGCUUUCCACUGGAGGCCAGCAGUUCUUCAGGUUCAUUAAGCCCUUGUAAAUAGACACAGAUCUUGCCUAAUUGCUCUGGAUAAGAAUUCUUGGUCCUGGCCUCUGUGUGGCUGCUUGUCUGAGCAUGACCUAAGCCAGAGCCUGAGGUUUCCAGCAGUGCUGUAGCUUUGGCUUUAAUUUACUCAGCAGUCACUGGGGAAUUUUCACUUGGUUAGGGUGUCCAGCAUAGAUGUGUUCUGGGUCUUCUCUAAUCAGUCUUUUGUCUCUCCAGUUCUGUAUCAUGGUCCUAGCAAAAAUUAUAUCCUGUGUCACAGAGGAAAUUUCACUCUCUGUUGUAUCUGUCACCAGUGUUUGAAAACAGUUUGGCAGUAGGAGUUGUUACUUUUAUUUUGUUACUGUUCAUGACUCUAGUAAGCAGAAACUGUUACCAAUCUUUUUCUUGUGUCAUUCGUUUUAACCAGAGGAUCACCUUUUUCUUAGAAAAAUAACUUGGUUCUCAAAUACAUAAUGUGGCAAUUGUUUUCUUCAUGGUGCUUACAUUACUUAAAAUGACAAUUUUCUGUAUUUUUCCUAUGUAAAAUUCUAGCAUUUUGUUUUAUACUCUGUCAGCUUGCCUCAGUUUCAAAUAUAUGUUAAAAUUUCAUUAGUUCAUGCUGAUUUUUUGUACUGUCAUUAAUGAAAAUAUUAAAUAAGAUGCUUUUCCAAAA